Messenger RNA from Ostrea edulis (European flat oyster), 949 nucleotides. RefSeq lists its product as uncharacterized. The transcript is spliced from 2 exons. The record is from RefSeq and is a predicted model, not a curated record. The annotation marks the transcript as partial. Lineage: Eukaryota; Metazoa; Mollusca; Bivalvia; Ostreida; Ostreidae.
UUUCCACUUUCUUUAUCAGACAUUAUCGCUGGUGCUGGGGGAGGAUUUGCAGUAAUUGUUAUAAUUCUGAUUAUAGUGAUUUGUGUGAGAAUGAGAAAGAAAACACCUGGAAAUAAAUCAGUGAAAGGUGAAUUAGAUACAGACCAUAAAAACGACGCCUACGACCAUGAGGCUGAUCUACCGUAUAAUCCUUUGUAUCAUUCUAACAAGUCAGCGGACGAGGUGGGAUACUCCACCGUGGAGGAACAGCAUCAUAACGCUGUACUGCCAUUACAAACAAACACCGACCACUCCCAUAACGCUAAAUCACCCGAGACAAACAAUCAAAAUAAAGACUAUACACCUGAUAUACCAAUGUACGCCAUCCCUAUUAAACCAAAGAAUACACCGACAGAGACUACAGGUGGCGCUGUGUAUGUCGUCCCUAAUAAACCAAAUAAUACACUGACAGAGACUGCAGGUGGCGCUGUGUAUGCCCAGAAAAACAAACCUAAGAAAAAUACCGCCCAGGCUCCCCUCCGAACACAUAACCAAGAGGGGCUGGUCUACAUGCAAGUUGAACACAGUGAUGCUCCGAUUACCCAGAAUGCACCACACUUAAUUAUAAAUGCCAGUACUGCCGAGAACGUGAUGUAUGCUGAGAUACAAAAAUAAUAAUUCAGACAAUGUGUAGGUGAGAUUAACAAAACAAAUUUCAUUGUCGCGAAUAUUUGCAGCUCAGUGACCAAGAUAACUGGACAGUGAUUGUGUGUUGGAAUCCACAACAUGGAGUAUGUGUGUUGGUUACUCAUUUCGUUUUUUUCUACACGUCUCAUUCAUUCUAAAGUUUAUAACACUGUGUAUUUCAAUCAUUUAAACCUCUAUAUGAAUGCCUUUUUAAAACAUUCUGUCUCCAAUAUAUGUUAGAUAUUGUAUACCCUUACACAUGUUUCAUUAAAUUACAAUUAUU